Messenger RNA from Cydia amplana, 653 nucleotides. Its product is annotated as probable transmembrane reductase CYB561D1. Lineage: Eukaryota; Metazoa; Arthropoda; Insecta; Lepidoptera; Tortricidae. The transcript is spliced from 3 exons. The record is from RefSeq and is a predicted model, not a curated record. The coding region runs from base 15 to 653 and encodes 212 amino acids. Gene Ontology annotation, molecular function: transmembrane monodehydroascorbate reductase activity; heme binding.
AAAAAUAAAACAAAAUGCGUCAACAAAGUGAAGAGCGGUCUGCUUUCAUCAUGUGCAUGAAUGUGAUUAACUCAAUAACUCACUGGGUGCUGGGUGCGGUGGCCAUGCUUGCCAUCACCUUAGCCGCAAUAUUCCCUGGAUCGUCACACUUCAUUCAACAUGUGUAUCUUUGUACAAUUGGGUACGUCGUCCUCAUGGCCGAAGCCAUCCUUACCUUCAACCCGAACAACGGCUGGUCGAAAAGCAUGAGGUAUCAAGAUAAGAAGGUCAUCCAUUGGGUGAUGCAGAUCGCCGGGUCUCUCUUAGCUAUUACUGGCAGCAUCAUUCGGAUUGUCAAUGUCACGAAUAAUUUCCACACCCCACAUGGAAUUUUAGGCCUCAUCGCAAUGCUGCUCACUGCCCUCAGUCUUGUUGGAGGCGUCAUCGGCCUCUACAGCAAAACCGCCGCCAUCAAAAUACUACAUUUCUGCGCGGGAUCCUCGACUCUCAUUGCGGCCUUUAUCUGCCUCUGCCUCGGCUUUGACAAAUCAGUGUUUAGGGGCAUAUUUAACGAUACCGUAGCUAAUUUAGCCAUCGCCUUUACAGUUAUCGGUUUAAUAGGUACUUUAUGCUCUGCGGCGAACUCUAAUCUUAAUAGAGUUUUGAAACGAUAG